AUGAAUUUGAGUCAUAGUACAUGGCCGAUUAUAUUGGUCAACUACAACCUCCCGCCUUGGUUAUGCAUGAAACAAGAGAAUUUAAUUCUCUCGACAAUAAUAUCUGGACCCGAUUCUCCCGGGAACAGUAUCGAUGUGUUCAUGCAGCCCUUGAUUGCGGAGUUAAAGGAACUAUGGGAUGUUGGUGUCGAAACUUAUGAUGCCUUAGCUGGUAAGAAUUUCACUUUACGUGCAAGGGUAUUAUGGACAAUUAGCGAUUUCCCGGGGUAUGCCAUGUUGUCGGGUUGGAGCACAAAGGGAAAAUUCGCAUGUCCCGUAUGCCAUUACGAGACAUCUUCUAGUUAUUUAAAACAUAGCAGGAAGAUGUGUUAUAUGCACCAUAGGAAAUUCCUUGAACCCACACACAAAUGGAGGCUAGAUAAAAAAAGAUUUAACGGCGAAAUUGAAACUGGGAAGUGCCCUGAAAUUUUAACGGGAACUGAAAUUGAAGAGUUGUUGCGGGGGUUUGAAAACCAAUUUGGGAAGAAAAAAAAGAAACAGAAAAAAGUAAAAUCCCCUUUUAAAAAAAAGUCAAUAUUUUUUGAUUUGCCCUAUUGGUCUCAUAAUCCUCUUCGUCAUAACCUUGACGCUAUGCACAUAGAGAAGAAUGUGUGUGAUAAUAUCUUAGGUACUUUACUUAAUAUUGGGGGGAAAUCGAAAGAUCACGUAAAUGCUCGUUUAGAUUUACAAGAGAUUGGUAUUAGAAAAGAACUCCAUCCGGUUUUAUCUGCUGAUGGGAAACACCUCGAAAUUCGAGCUGCAAUAUUCGACAUGACAAACAAAGAGAAGGAGAUUUUUUGCAGUGUGUUGAAGAAGUCCAAACUGCCAUAUGGUUGUGCUUCUAACAUUAGCCGGUUUGUGCAAGAGAGGAAAGUCCUUGGGUAUAAAAGCCAUGAUGCUCACUUUAUUUUGCAUUAUUUGUUACAAUUCGCUGUGAGAAAGUCAUUAAAACCUGAGGUUGCCUUACCCUUAAUAAGGUUGAGUGCAUUCCUUAGGGGUUUAUGGAGCAAGGUAAUAAAUCCUACUGAUCUGAAGAAAUUGCAAGAAGAUAUCGUCGACAUUCUUUGCAAUUUAGAGAUUAUAUUUCCAUCUGCUUUCUUUGACGUAAUGAUUCACUUGCUUGUUCAUUUAUGUCGAGAAAUAGAAUAUGGUGGGCCAGAGCACCUUCGGAACAUGUUUGCAAUUGAACGCUAUCUUGCAAAGCUGAAAUCUUAUGUUCGUAAUCGAAGUAAACCUGAAGGUUCAAUUGCAGAAGGUUACUUGGCUGAGGAAUGCGUAACUUUCUGUAAUAGAUUUUUGGAUGAUGAUGGGGCAGCAGAAAAAAUAGACGGAAGCUUUCCAACACAGGUGGAAUAUCAUAUCGGAACAAGAAGGAAUAAAGAAGGGAAAAUGUUUCAUUUAAAAGAUGCAGAUUGGAAAGCAAGUCAUCGGUAUAUAUUGUUCAACUGCGAAAAUAAGGAAAUAGAGCAGUUGAUGAAGAAGCAUCAAGCUUUGUUGGAUGCUGAUGCAAAUUUAAAAAAAUACAAGAGGGCACGAACACACACUGAAGAGUUUGUCAACUGGUUAAAAGAAGAGGUUGGAAAAAUGGUUAAUGUUUCAAGAGAAUUGGAGGUGCUAGCAUUGGGUCCUAACCGAACAGCCAAGAGGUUUAGUGGUUAUGUAGUGAAUGGAUAUAGAUUCUACACAAUGUAUAGAGAUUCUCGAUGUACAACUCAAAAUAGUGGGGUUUUUAUGACUGCCGAAACCACUAGCUUUGCUAGUUCCAAAGAUCAAAAACCAGUAGUUGGGAAUGUAAACUACUAUGGAAGAAUAGAAGAAAUUUUAGAAAUUGAUUACUGGGGGGAAUUUACUAUGGUCCUAUUUAGGUGUUGCUGGUACCAAGAGGAAAAAGAUCCAUAUGGUCUAACUCGAGUGAACACUAGCAGAUUUUGUUUUAAAUCUGAUCCUUAUUGCCUGGCUUCACAAGUGCAGCAAGUAUUUUACAUUGAAGAUCCAACGGAAAAAUCAGUGAAUUAUGUUAUUAAAAAACUGCCACGGGAUUGGUGUGACACUGAAAUUGAGCUUGCAAGUGAGGAGGACUCGAACAAGCAUGUUCUGAAUGACAUAGACACCACUGCUGUACAAGGGACUGAAUUUAUCAAUAAGAAUUGGUGUAGAGAUGAUGUCCCUAUAAAACAAGUUUCUGUUUAA
Molecule: messenger RNA, 2229 nt
Organism: Daucus carota subsp. sativus
Lineage: Eukaryota; Viridiplantae; Streptophyta; Magnoliopsida; Apiales; Apiaceae
Exons: 2
Coding region: 1-2229 (742 amino acids)
Source: RefSeq, a predicted model, not a curated record